Volvox carteri f. nagariensis is the source of this 1335-nucleotide messenger RNA. RefSeq lists its product as uncharacterized. NCBI's taxonomy places the organism in Eukaryota, Viridiplantae, Chlorophyta, Chlorophyceae, Chlamydomonadales, Volvocaceae. The coding region runs from base 1 to 1335 and encodes 444 amino acids. The record is from RefSeq and is a predicted model, not a curated record. The transcript is spliced from 5 exons.
AUGAUUACUGGGCAUCCUCUCCUGCGACAAAUCCUAUUCCUGGCCCUUCGUCCCAAAACACUCCAGAUAGUGUUCUUCCUGAGUCUCCUCCCGUUGAGACUACUCCUGUCGUGCCUCCAAUUCCUACUCCUGCGCAAACUCCUAUUCCUGAGCAAUCCCGUCAUUGCAAUGAGCACUGCCGGUGGUGAUUUGGGUCCGAUGGCGGCGGCUGGUCAACAGCCCCCGGCCAACGUCGUCGACUUGCCCAUGGUCGACCAAGCUAGUGAUGCUUCUUCUCCUCGUCUUCCGGUGCUUAAGGAGCCACCACCUGUCGGAGUUUUCGACGUUACUGCGGAGGCGGCGUCCAAGGCGCAGAUGGCGUUAGGGGCCUAUAUCAACUUUGUCGUCAUGCUGUUCCGGUCUGCAUUCUUAAUGUGUGGCUGGAAAGUCUCUGAUCCUCAUUCGCUUGCUUGGAUCAACUUUCAUUUGGGCCCUCCUCAGCUCCUUGGCCACCUCCACUCCUGUGUUGCUGCUCUGACUCCUCCGGUCAUUCCUUCUUUGGAGUGGCUUGAGAGCUGGCUCGUCGCUAACGUGUCUUCAACCACUGACAAUCCUGACUACGUGGCGGCUGGGAACAUUCUGGCGAUGACUUCCAAGCAUUUUCCGGGGCUCAACGACUUACUUAAUUUCGUCCUUGAGCAACGUCGCGUUCUAACUACUCAUAUUUCCGAUCACAUGUGGAUCCUUUUCAUCUUCCACAUGCUUCCAGACCGUCUACGUUCCAUCCUUCAACUGCGGACUGACGGUAACAAGCUCGUCGAGUGGAGUAAUCUUGAUGAGUUUAUGACGACUUGCCGUUGCAACGCGAAGCUUUACCGUCCUCUCGUUUCUGCAGCUAACGCGGGCGCUUCUGGGUCUACUCCUAAUGCGCGUACUACUCCUCGUUCCUUCCGUUCGCCGAAGUCGCCGGCUAUGCCUACGAAAUCUUCGGCGCCUCGCAAGACUCCCAUUCCUCCUCCUGCGAUUUCUCGUCUUCCUGACAACGUACCUAACAAUCGUCGUUUCGUGGAUUACGAGCCCGGUCGCAAGCUCUAUAUCAAGGGCUUGACUGCGGCGUCUUCUCGUCAGUUGAAGGCGCAAAAGAAGUGUUUGCUUUGCAAGAGUAAGCAGCACAUGGUGCCUACGUGUGAACUCCGCGCAACUGUGCUGGACAACAUGUUUGGAUGCACGCGCCAUUUAAUCAGCUUGAAGAUUUUCUGCGUCAUUACUUGCAGUGCAAAGCUAAAGCGCCGCACCUUACCUCAGAUGCCUUGCCUGUUGCCAUUUCUAUGGGUGAUGGUCGACCUGCUCCUGUGA